AUGGCCAAAUUUUGGUGGAAAUCUCAAUCCAAUUCUAGUUCUAAAGGAGUUAGUUGGAUGAGUUGGAAUAAAUUGAGCCAUCAUAAGGAUGUAGGGGGUCUUGGGUUUCGAAAUCUAAGGGAUUAUAAUUUAGCUUUUUUGGGGAAACAAGAGUGGAGGCUACUUACAAAUGAGAAUUCACUUGUUUCUAAGCUUUACAAAGCUAGAUAUUUUCCUAAUGGAGACUUCCUUAGUGCAGAAUUGGGAUCUAACCCAAGUUUUAUAUGGCGUAGUAUAUGGGAGGCUAAAAGUUUGGUCAAGAUGGGUGCAAGAAGGGCUAUUGGAGAUGGUAAGUUGACUGCGGUUAUUGGUGUUCCUUGGCUUCCUGGGAAUGAAGAUCAAUGUAUCACGACUGUCCAUCCAAGUCUAGUUGGGAGGAACGUGGAUUGCCUUAUGAAGAUGGAAGGGAGGGGCUGGGAUGAGGAGUUAGUUAAUGACAUAUUCAAUGCUCAUGACAGAAACUUGAUUUUUUCAAUUCAAUUAAGUGAAACUCCUUGUGAUGAUUGCUGGUACUGGUCUAAAGAAGCUUCAGGUGGGUACUCUGUUCAAAGUGCAUAUAAGCUGAUGCAGCAGCAAAAUGGCUCUUGGUCGACUGCUGGUGCAGACAAAAAAUGGCAGCAGCUGUGGCUUUUGGACAUACCUGCUAAAGUUAAGCAUAUGCUAUGGCGAGUGUUGUCGGCAAUUGACUUUAAAGGGGGAGGGGGGACACCAGAUUUUGCUAACUGGUUUGGGGAAGCUUUGCUGAAGGAUACAACAACUGUAGUGGAGGAAAGGGCUAUGAUAGCAUGGCAAAUUUGGUUGGCUCGCAAUGACAUCUUGUGGAGCAACAAAACAACUACAGUUUACGAAGUGGUGCGAUCGGCAAGAACUAAUCUUGACAGCUGGAAGAAUGCUCAAGUUCAAAGGACAGCUCCAUUACUUAAUGUUAAUCAUAGUAAUGGUAGGGAGCAUUGGAUGAAACCUAUGAAUCACAAGCUCAAGAUAAAUGUUGAUGGUGCCAUUUUUGAAGCUGAAAAUUGUUUUGGUGUUGGCUGUGUAAUCCGAGAUCAGACAGCAAGGCUUGUGGAGGCUAUUUCUAUAAGCAAACAUGGUGGGGUUACUCCUGAAAUAGCUGAAGCAAUUGGGGUGAAAGAGGCCUUGAGUUGGAUAAAAAAGAAAGCAUUAUCGGAUGUGGAAAUUGAGACAGAUUCAUUAGUAGUUGUCCAAGCUAUUAAUGGAGGUGUCACAAUGACCUCUCAAUUCGGAAUGUUGGUGCAUGAUUGUCGUAUGAUGCGAUCAGCAAAUAGGGCUGCCUAUUGGGUUGCUAGACAGUCCUAUUUUAUGUCAGAUUGUACUUUUAAUGAGCUUAAUGCUCCUUCUGAAUUGAUUUCUAUUGUAAUGGAUGAAAGUUUAAGUUGA
Messenger RNA from Cannabis sativa, 1437 nucleotides. RefSeq lists its product as uncharacterized. The record is from RefSeq and is a predicted model, not a curated record. Gene Ontology annotation, molecular function: RNA-DNA hybrid ribonuclease activity; nucleic acid binding. The transcript has 3 exons. Lineage: Eukaryota; Viridiplantae; Streptophyta; Magnoliopsida; Rosales; Cannabaceae. Bases 1 to 1437 code for a protein of 478 amino acids.